Alosa alosa (allis shad) is the source of this 1685-nucleotide messenger RNA. RefSeq names its product CCR4-NOT transcription complex subunit 9 (gene cnot9). The transcript is spliced from 8 exons. Gene Ontology annotation, cellular component: CCR4-NOT core complex; P-body; CCR4-NOT complex. NCBI's taxonomy places the organism in Eukaryota, Metazoa, Chordata, Actinopteri, Clupeiformes, Clupeidae. Bases 200 to 1078 code for a protein of 292 amino acids. Gene Ontology annotation, biological process: negative regulation of translation; mRNA catabolic process. The record is from RefSeq and is a predicted model, not a curated record.
CUAACGUUAGACUAGCCAAGGUUGGUGCCUGGACACAUAACCUGAUGUUACCUGAGAAGUUGCGUAACUUUUUAAUGAAUUAACGGUUCGAUAGAUAGCCAGGAAGUCUCCUGUUAGCGAAACUGUGAAACGCACAGCGUAACGCUUCGAAUGACGAAAAGAUCGAUGUAACGAGUUUCUUUGUAACGUUAAGUUAACCAUGGCUGUAACCACAGCGCUGGCGCAAGUGGAUAGAGAGAAAAUCUACCAGUGGAUCAAUGAGCUGUCCAGUCCGGAGACCCGCGAGAAUGCCCUGCUGGAACUCAGCAAAAAGCGGGAGUCUGUUCCCGACCUGGCCCCAAUGCUCUGGCACUCCUGCGGAACGAUUGCAGCCCUCCUGCAGGAAAUUGUCAACAUCUAUCCCUCCAUCAACCCACCAACUCUGACAGCUCACCAGUCCAACAGAGUAUGCAACGCUUUAGCACUUCUCCAGUGUGUCGCCUCUCACCCGGAGACCAGGUCGGCUUUCCUGGCAGCACACAUCCCCCUGUUCCUCUACCCCUUCUUGCACACAGUCAGCAAAACGCGGCCUUUUGAGUACCUACGUCUGACAAGCCUGGGAGUCAUUGGGGCGUUGGUGAAAACAGAUGAGCAAGAGGUGAUCAAUUUCCUGCUUACGACAGAGAUCAUUCCCUUGUGCCUCCGAAUCAUGGAGUCGGGCAGCGAGCUCUCCAAAACGGUUGCUACUUUCAUACUGCAGAAGAUCCUGUUGGAUGAUACAGGCCUAGCGUACAUUUGCCAGACCUACGAGCGCUUCUCUCAUGUGGCCAUGAUCCUGGGGAAAAUGGUUCUGCAGCUCUCCAAAGAGCCCUCUGCACGUCUGCUGAAACACGUAGUGCGCUGUUACCUUCGCCUCUCUGACAAUGCCAGAGCAAGGGAGGCCCUGCGCCAGUGUCUGCCUGACCAGCUGAAGGACACCACAUUUGCCCAGGUACUGAAAGACGACACCACCACCAAGCGCUGGCUGGCACAGCUGGUGAAGAACCUGCAAGAGGGCCAGGUCACAGACCCCCGGGGCAUCCCGCUGCCUCCCCAGUAAACUCUGCCGAACCCUGCCUCUGUUGAACGCCACACACACACACACACACACACAAACUCCAUCUUGCACAUAAACACACAUACACACAGUGUUUCUCCAUGACGCAUGCACACAUGGACAGAGCGCGCGUGCACACGCACACAGAGGUCGAAGAUGACGAGGCAUCCUUCAGAAGGGACUGGUGGAGGACACAUAAGGGCGCUUCAAAACCAGCCUCGCCAAGACUCUUUUUAAGAAAAACAAAAGAAUGGUGCUCUGUAUUGAUUGAUUAUCAUUUCUGUUUCUCAACAAUCGGCUUAAGAGACCCCACUAAGGACUGUUUGGCUGACCAGGAGUUGGACCUCUAGUUCUUCCGAUAGUUCCGAUAGUUCUUCCGAUAGUCGGGCGGUUCACAGGUUUCUGCAGUGUGUUUCUGGAUGCUUUUACUCAAUUGUUACUGUUUUUUAAACACUCAUCAUCCCAUCACAGAGACUGUGCAGCUUGGCUGUGUCUUAGGAAUCCACAAGAAGAUGUCAUUUUUGGCUCAUCAAUAUUUUUUGUAUAGAUUGCUUUCAGACAUAUUGCCCAUAUCUGUUUCAAAUAAUAAAAAAAAGAAAACUGAAGGUUG